Yarrowia lipolytica CLIB122 is the source of this 1152-nucleotide messenger RNA. RefSeq lists its product as uncharacterized. Gene Ontology annotation, biological process: chitin catabolic process; carbohydrate metabolic process. Gene Ontology annotation, molecular function: chitin binding; chitinase activity. Lineage: Eukaryota; Fungi; Ascomycota; Dipodascomycetes; Dipodascales. The record is from RefSeq and is a predicted model, not a curated record. Gene Ontology annotation, cellular component: extracellular region.
AUGAAAAACGUCAUUUACUUUUGCAACUGGUCAAUCUACGCACGAAAACACCUGCCAUGGGAAAUCCCGUGCUCGUCAACCACCCACAUCAUCUACGCCUUUGCCAACUGCGAUCCUCUCACGGGCGAAGUGCAACUGUCAGACAAAUGGGCCGAUGAGCAAAUUGUGUUUGAAAACGACAAAUGGACCGACGACUCAGAAAAGCAGCUCCACGGCUGCUUUUACCAGUUCAACCUGCUCAAACGACAGCACCGACAGCUCAAACUUUUCCUCUCCAUCGGAGGAUACUCGUUUGCCGGAAACUUUGCCGAGAUGGCCAAGGACGAGACCAAACGGAAACGAUUUGCCGAGUCAGCAGCUCAGCACGUGAUCAAUCUCGGUCUCGACGGCAUCGAUCUCGAUUGGGAGUACGCCGACACGGACGAAAAGGCCCAGCAGUACGUGGAGUUGCUUCGUGCGGUGCGUCUCGAGCUCGACAGUGUAGCUCUCAAGACGGGACUUGAUCGACACACGUUUGGGCUGUCUAUUGCUGCUCCGGGCUCCGUCUGGUAUGCCAAGCAUCUCAAGAUUGCUGAAAUGGACCAGUUUCUGUCCUUCUGGAACAUUAUGGCGUACGAUUUCGCUGGGUCUUGGUCACCGCAAUCGGGCCACCAGAGUAAUCUUUAUGGAGGAGAAAUCAGCGUCGAUCAGAUUAUGAACUACUAUGUUCAGAAUGGAGUGGCUUCUGAGAAGCUGAUUCUAGGAAUGCCUAUCUACGGAAGAUCUUUUGCCGGCACUGACGGCCUCAAUAAGCCGUACACUUCUGUGGGAGAAGGUACCCAGGAGGAGGGUAGCUGGGAACGCGGAGUCUGGGACUAUAAGAAGCUUCCUCGGCCGGGUUUCGAGGCCCAUUUCGACGACCAGUGCAAGGCGUCGUACCUUUACAACAAAGAUACAAAGACUCUCGUGACUUAUGAUGACGUGAAUGUCGUCAAGCUCAAGUCGGAGUACGUGCGACAGAAGAAUCUGGGCGGAGGAAUGUGGUGGGAGUCGUCUGCCGAUGGGGCCGGAGAUCAGAGUCUGAUUUUGAACUUCGUCGAGGGCCUGCAUCUGGACAAGGAAGAAAAUUGUCUCCAUUAUCCCCAGUCCGAGUGGAGAAACAUUAACAAUUGA